GUCUUUUUAAAAAAAAUAAUAAUAUGACAAAAUCGUUAAUAAAUCGAUUGACUAAAUUAUUAAACCGAUACUUUUAUUUUCUGUCUUAAAAUCGCAGAUUAUUUGGCGCCCGCAUGUUUUGUUCUCUCCCUAAAUUAAAUAGGCUGCCAAUCACUAAAAUCCGUUCUAAAAGCAUACAAAGCUUCUUUUAAAAAUUUUAAAGACAAAGUUUUAUUCAGAAGCCCCACUCUGCGGAAUAUGGAUAAUUUGCCCUUGAUGAACCAUUGCGAAUCAACCGUAAAAUUGCGCUCUCUCUCCAUCUCUCUCCGCCCCGGUGCUGUCCGUCACCCAUCGCUUUUUAUUCAUCUCCAAAUUACAUUAAUGUCAUGUGUUGAGCCCCACGCCCCUGUUUUGCUUUUUUUUCCCCUCUCUCCCCCUUUCUUUUUUAGCAAAUAAGCAACCUAACUCGUUCAUGUCAUCAGCAUAAUCACUUGGGAGAGGUCCCUGAGGCCGGGAGAUCUGGGUCCUAUCCUCCGAGGGGAGACGGAGGUUUGUGUAACUCUACUCAAACCUGAGGGGGAGUUCGGAGUGUUUGGUCAACGGCAGUGGUUCCUGGAAAAGAUCUGAAUCGCUUCAUAACCAAACCCAGCUGCGGUUCUGCUGCGGGCUGCAGCCUCUCCGUGCGUGCAUGCGUGCGUGCGGGCGCGUUUUCAUCUGAAUGAGGUAGACGGAGAGGAAGGGGUUUCAGGAGGAGAGAUAGAGAGGGAGGGAAAAGAGGAGAGAGGGGAAAAAAAAGUUUGCUCUUCUUUUCCCCUUGACUCUUUUUUUAGGCAUGAACGCCGAGACCUGUGUCCCAUACAGCGACAUGACAUCCAUGGAUUCAUAUUAUAGCCCCUCUGCUGCUCAAGGUAGGGAUCACCAGGCGGACCACUUUAGGACAUUUCCAGCUAGUGACAUCAAAUACAGCUCCACCGCCUUCCUGUCCAGCAAAGGUCAGGCUUACGGAGAGAAGUCCCGGAGCCCCUUCCAGCAGGAGUGCCAGUCAUUGGAUGCCGCCGCAGCUGGGCAAGGCUCUUUCAGCAAAUACCACCUCUUCAUGCACAGGUCCUCCUGCAAAACACCGCCCGCGGACGACAAACUACUCCCGGAGAGGGGACACAACGGAGCGCUCGUCCCGUGCUAUGGUAAGGACAGUUCAGGCCUGACAGACUCUGAUUUGGCCCCAGACUCUGAUCCACCUGGAAUGGACUCCAGAUACUUGGCUGUGAAGGACCAGGGUGUCAAGGCAGCCUCAGAAAGGUCGCCGAGCAAUGACUUGGCGAGUCCGCUGGAAAAAGUCGACGGUGGCGAAAGCAACAAGGGCAAGAAGAGACGCAACCGCACCACCUUCACCAGCUACCAGCUGGAGGAACUGGAGAAGGUUUUCCAAAAGACGCACUAUCCUGACGUUUACGCCCGGGAGCAGCUCGCUUUGAGGACUGACCUGACUGAAGCCCGAGUGCAGGUGUGGUUCCAGAACCGAAGAGCAAAGUGGAGGAAGAGGGAACGAUUUGGUCAGAUGCAGCAGGUCCGAACACAUUUCUCAACUGCUUACGAGCUGCCGCUCCUGACGCGUCCUGAGAACUACGCACAGAUCCAGAACCCCUCCUGGAUCGGCGGCAGCAGUGCAGCAUCUCCUGUCCCUGGCUGCGUUGUUCCCUGCGACACCGUGACCACCUGCAUGACCCCGCACCCCCACUCUGCCAGUGGGGUCUCCGACUUCCUGGGCGUAUCCAGCCCCGGGGGACACAUCGGACAGCCUCACAUGGGCAGCCUGUUUGGCGGCUCUCCUGGCAUGGCCGCAGGCAUCAACACGUACGAUCUCAACAUGGAUCCCGACCGCAAAUCCUCCAGUAUCGCUGCUUUGCGUAUGAAAGCCAAAGAGCACAGUGCUGCCAUUUCUUGGGCAACAUGAUGCGCCGACACACGCUGGAUGGGGGAUCUUACGCGAACGAGGGGCACUCAAUUCAAAACUCUGCAGGAAGAAGUGACUGCCUUUAGAAAUGCUGCAACAAAAAUGAUUAUGAGCAUCGGAGAUGGCUGGCAGAGAUUUGCCAGGUUUCAGUGCCUCUGCUGGAGGAAAGUCGGUGUGAAAAGCCUGAUAGAAAGAAAUGCUGUGGUCCAGACAGACAAAGAGGAGGAUUUCAAACACUCUCAUGCACUUAUUUGCCCACGUUUAUUGUCUGUGCAUUGCUAUAAGUGUAUGCCGUUUGGAGUUUGGUGCUGUUUUCAUUUUUACUUUAUUCAAUUUUUUUUUGUAGGAUUAUUUUUCUUCUGAAUUCUUUGUACUUUUUGCAGAUACUUCAACAACAAAAAAAAAAAAACUAAACAAAAAACUGAAAGUCAUUGUUCAAUUUUUUAAGCCACAAUGAUUUUUUUUUCCCCCCCAUCAACAAUAUUUUUAGCAUUAGCAAAUUUUUUUUAAAUUUGCUAAUACAGGGGCUAUAAAGAAAAACAAGCGUUUUGGAAAAUCAUCCUGCACAUCCAUCACGUCGAGAAGCUCCUCACAUUCAUCAUAUCUUUCCGGCAAAGAAAUUAAUAGUGCGAGUUUAGGAAGGCAUAAACCCGUAGGCGGUUCUGUUUCCUCACAUCUAAAUGUCGAGUGGGUGAAAUAUGAUUAGGCUGAUCGAGAUGGGAGAUCCACCUGCUGCACUGAGUGGGCCUGCUGAUGCCCACAGAGAGGAGGCGAUGGACGAGGAAGUGAGAGGGGAGGCCACACAGCAGGCCUGCUGCUCUCUGGACCCGAGAGCCUUGAAACAGACGCGCCUCUCUUUCCAAAAAGGACAUUUUCCCUAGCAAGUGGACUCAACCGAGCCCCUUGCCUUUCUUCAGAGAAGGAAGCGCCCUCAGACUUUCGGGAAUAACACAGAAACAAGCAAUCCCCGCGUUUGAAAGAGGAGAGAAGACCAGCACAGAUUGCAAAGUGUGCGUUGACGCUUUGAGGCUUUUCAAGGACUUGUCAUUGUUUAACUUUUAAGGAUUUUCAACAAGAAGAAUGUGUCUAGCUGUCAAAGCAGUUAAGUUAUUAAGGAACCACAGUCAAAGUUGAACAGGUGGUAUUUUUUUUUAUCUUUUUUUUUCUUUUCUAGUUGCUCUAUUCAAAGUACUUACAGCAUCAAAGUCACUGUUAAUUGAAAAACGUCUUUAUAGGGGGGAUGACCAUGUGACAAUAACACAAUUAUUAAUUAUAAUCUACAUUUCAGGUGAAGCAUGAAAGAAGCCUGUCAAAAAGUCUAAAUCUUUCAAGUUCAUAUAAGAACAACAUUCUGGCAGAGUUUUAGUAUGGGUGUAAUUGUUAGGUUCAAUGUCUUUCAAUAAAGAAGGAAAGGUAAAAGAGCUCAGCACAGUCCAGAAACAACUGGCCCGAUAAACAGUCCUGGUUCGAAAUGUUGCCACUGAAGAGAAGCACAGAACCAAAAGUGUUCAGAUUCAAACAGAUUCAAAUAAAAGGAGAUCAUUGUGGAACAGCAUCUAAAGAUACUACACAUGGAGCAGGUUUUAAUAAAGUUUUCUAUUAAGUCAUUAUGUUUUUGUACUGCCAAAUCUAUGCUAAUCUUUAGUGAAGACUAAUUAUACCGGUGACUGCUUAAAGCAGGGUUAAGAAAAUCUUGGCCAGUUGUCUCUUGGCCUGUUAUUGACUAAAAGUCUGAUGUUCUCUUCAUUAUGACAAAGAAGCAGAAAUCGGUCAAUUUCCACAUAAAGAAAUUAAUAAAAUUUUGUGCUAUACCAAAUUUUAAAAUUUAGCAUAACACAUUUUUCGUCAAAGGAAGAAUUGUUAUUUUUAUGUUAAAAUAAAUUUAAAACAGCCAAAAGGACAGUAAGGCAUCAAUAAUAGAGCCUAGGACAAAUAAGUAAUUUAUUUAUUUUUUGUCAUUGUUAAAAAUAACUUUAGUUAAAUUCACCAGCUAUUAUAGGUUUUAUUUUUUGUUUGGUUUUUUUUGUUGAUUGAAGGUGUGUUUACCUUCAGACUGCUUAUCAAUUAUUUAAAACUGAGUGUACAGUAAAACGACAGGUAUUACUUGCUAGAUACAGGAAGGAGAAUAGACAGAUAAAAGUCAGAUGGAUUUAACCAAAUGUUUCAGAUCUCACUGGGGAUAUCAUUCAUAUAUUUUAACAAUAAGGAAUAGCUUCCCCCCUGGCAAUAGCUUCCUGUUGUGACAGAAAUAACAAAUGAAGUUUUCCAUAGUUCGAUAGCAUAGGGGUGGACAUAUUUCCUGUGACCAGAAAGCUAAUCUUCGGCUUAAAGCAUAACAAAGAUGUUCAGUUUCUCAAAAAGUCAAUCUGAAAUGCUGCACCAAGUCGAAAGGCAGAGGAUUUCCCCAAACUGAACCGCAUUAACUUUCCCUUUUGUUUGGCUGGAGCAGCAGCUUACAGGCCAUCAUCUGUCAGCAGAGAUCACUCUAAAAUUAUCUGCAUUAUCUUAAACUCUGUGGCGAAAAUGGUAGGGUACGUGUGUGCAUGUGUAUUCUUUAUGAGGUUGCCCCCUCCCCUCCGUUUUAGCUGAGGGGUUGAACGAAGGGCGAGCUGUGAGGGCGUCUGUGCGUUCCGGUGUUCUGGGAAAAGGACAGUGCACACACAGCUGCGGUCGAGGGGUAAAUGCAAAACAAACAUGCCUCACACAUGCUUCCAGCUUCAGCUGUCACAGCUCUGCUUUCAAACGAUUCGCCCCUAUCACACAUGAUGCACCGCGCCUCUUCCUGGGCUUGCCUCCAUCACGUCCAAAACAGCCCCAAAAGCUGCAGCCAGUAAUCAGCUGCAGGGUCCGAAGGCCGCGCAGAUCAGUGAGGCUCUUUAAUUAACACAGAGCCAUGUGGAGGCUGAGGACCACCAUAUUGUGUGUCAGGAUGGACAGGAGCAUCUGGUUUGACGAAGACUGUCCAUCUGCACAGAGCAUGCAAACGCUACAGCGCUGAGUUGCUCAGGUUUACAGAACACAUAAUCAGUGUUGUAGCUUUUUAAAAAAAAAAAAAAAAAAAAGAAUUUAGGUUUUGCUUGUCUUUUUUUUUCUGUUUGUUUGUAUCUUUUAUAGGUCUAUUAAUGCCAGGAAGCGUCUUCCUGUCUGCUGCAUUAAUUCUGCCAUGAAUGACUCCACUUCCCAGUUUUCUCAGUUUCUGAUACUACUGAAGUCAAGUAAUCAGCAUAGGAGUAACUAUAUGAUGAAUAUAUGUGUUGAUGCAUUGUUGUACAUGCAGAGAAGAUUGAUGUGUCAUAGCUCUUGGAAUUGUAAUUAAAUUGAUGUUUAGUCAAUAUUUUUGAAUCAGUUUAUCAAGUAUUUAAACAUGCUUUUAAGUACUCUUUGAAUAUACACUUUAAAAAAAAUACCUGGAGGUGUAUACAUGUAUUUUCAAAGAUGAAUGAACAGAAUUUGUCUGCUUAUGUUCUGUAAAAGUUUUUUUUUUUCCAUGUUUGUGGCUUUAAGCUACCUUUUAGUUAAGAAAUCUGCUCUCGCAUGUGUUGUUUGAGUGAUUAAAGUACUAUAAGUUAUUGCA
This is a messenger RNA of Poecilia latipinna (sailfin molly), 5507 nucleotides long. It is a transcript of the gene alx4a, whose product is annotated as ALX homeobox 4a. NCBI's taxonomy places the organism in Eukaryota, Metazoa, Chordata, Actinopteri, Cyprinodontiformes, Poeciliidae. Gene Ontology annotation, molecular function: RNA polymerase II transcription regulatory region sequence-specific DNA binding; DNA-binding transcription activator activity, RNA polymerase II-specific. Gene Ontology annotation, biological process: regulation of transcription by RNA polymerase II. The coding region runs from base 812 to 1933 and encodes 373 amino acids. The record is from RefSeq and is a predicted model, not a curated record. The transcript has 4 exons.